AUGUUUUUGUGGUUCAAAUGUUUCUGUACACUUAUUAUCGUAACCAUCGCGAAAAACUCGAGUGCAGAAAUUCCGAACUGCAAAUACGAUGAAACCAUCAAUAUAUCGAAUUUUAAACGGAUCAACGAUGCCUAUAUCUAUGAACAUUUUGAAAUUCCAGCCAACCUGACCGGCGAGUUCGACUAUAAGGAGCUAAUGGAUGGUUCCAAAGUUCCUGCUGAAAGCAAUUUAAGAGCCUGUAUCUGCAAAGUUAGGACCUGCAUUCGAAUCUGCUGCGCCCGCAAAAAUAUUUUAAGCAAUGGAGAGUGUGGUGAUGGAGUUAAGAAGGAAAUUAAACUAACCAUGUUGGACCUAACGAUGCAGGAUAUAUUGCUGACUGAUCCACCUUUGGCCGAACUAAAUAUGAUACCGCAGCAUAAUUCCACAGAACUCCUGGUUGUAAGGGAACAGUUUCAGCCAUGCGACGAGAUUGUCAGCCUAAAAAGUGAUGAGUACACGAUGCUAAAGGACGGAUCCAUACUCCUCCACACCUCCGCCGAGAUCUUGUCCAAUGAUCAAUACUGCCUUUAUCCCGAAAUCUACGCGGACUUUCCGAAAACCAUAAGGAUUAUAAAUCGAAGGUGCUACCGAAAUGUGAUGCCAGGAACACCCCAGCUUUCUGUGAUAUCAGUAGUAGGCUUCAUCCUUACUCUGGCCGUGUAUCUUUCUGUUAAGAAGCUUCGGAAUUUACUUGGAAAGUGCCUUAUGUGCUCACUUUUUAGCAUGUUCAUGGAGUAUUUUAUUUGGACAAUGGAUCACAUUAGUUUAUUACAGAACAUUUGUUCCGCUGCAGGAUACACGAAAUACUUCUUUUCGAUGUCAUCGUACCUAUGGUUUUCUGUCGUAAGCUUCCAUUUGUGGGAACUUUUUACUUCCCUGAACCGUCACGAACCAAAGUAUCGAUUCCUGAUAUACAACACCUUCGUCUGGUGCACGGCUGCUAUUCCCACAGCAGUGAUUUUUUCAAUGAACCAAAUGUGGGAAAAUGAUCCAGAGAAAUUGGGAUGGUUGCCUUUGGUCGGUUACUUUGGGUGCUCGGUUAAAGACUGGAAAUCAUCUUCAUGGUUUUACAGUCAUAUACCGAUAGUAAUCCUAAACAGCUUUAAUGUGAUCAUGUUCAUCCUAACAGCCAUUUACAUUUGGAAAGUAAAGAAGGAAGUCAAGAGUUUCGCCCAACAUGACGACAGAACUACGACCUGUCUUGAAUUCGAUGUUCAGACUUACAUACAGUUUGUGCGACUUUUUCUGAUUAUGGGCGCAAGUUGGCUACUUGACCAACUUACGCGAUUGGCUGAGGAUUCUCACCUUUUGCUGGACACUAUAGUUCUGAAUUUAACAGUCUACUUAAAUGCCACCUUUGGAAUACUCAUAUUUGUUUUGCUUAUACUAAAGGGCAGCACACUUAAAAUGAUAAUGGAAAGGUAA
Messenger RNA from Drosophila sechellia, 1464 nucleotides. It is a transcript of the gene mthl12, whose product is annotated as methuselah-like 12. Gene Ontology annotation, biological process: G protein-coupled receptor signaling pathway; cell surface receptor signaling pathway. NCBI's taxonomy places the organism in Eukaryota, Metazoa, Arthropoda, Insecta, Diptera, Drosophilidae. The transcript has 6 exons. The record is from RefSeq and is a predicted model, not a curated record. The coding region runs from base 1 to 1464 and encodes 487 amino acids. Gene Ontology annotation, molecular function: G protein-coupled peptide receptor activity. Gene Ontology annotation, cellular component: plasma membrane.